Molecule: messenger RNA, 5583 nt
Organism: Heterobilharzia americana
Lineage: Eukaryota; Metazoa; Platyhelminthes; Trematoda; Strigeidida; Schistosomatidae
Source: the annotation of a GenBank genome assembly
AUAGUAAAGUUCGAAAAAUGAAGAUUGGUGAACUAAGGCCAGAGCAGUCAGCUACCGUUGAGGCUCUAGUGCGUGAACUGCAAAACCUAGAUAGCAAUGCGUUUCCUGCUCUACACUCUUUGGCAGAAAAUGAACUUUUCCGUUUACGUGGCGGGAUCGCAGACUCCUUCGAUCUGGUUAGUAACAAGCCUGUAAAGGUGAGAGCGAAAAUCGAGAUACCGCAGGCCCAGUACCCAGCUAUAAACUUCGUCGGAAAACUCCUAGGUCCAGGUGGUCAAACCCUGCGGUCGGUUCAGGAAUCAACCAAGACUAAAAUGGCAAUUUUGGGAGCUGGUUCUCUAAGAGAUGAUGCGAGAGAAAAACAGCUUUUAUCCAAUGGUGACCCAAAAUACCAACACCUAAAGCAAAAGUUGCACCUUCAAAUAGACAGUCUAGGUGCCCCGUCUGAAUCCUGCUAUCGGCUAGCACACGCCCUGUCGGAAGUCCGAAAAAUUAUGCUGCCAGACCAGCCUGAAUCUUCAACCCAGUCUUGGACACAGCCAAACGAAACCUCACCUGUGAUCCCCAGAGGUGCACCUGUCGUGAGGAAUGUUAAGCAUACAUUUCGCGCUCCACCUUUUUCCAUUCCUUUUUCUACACCCCCAGUCCAGCUUCCUUUUCGUGGUCGAGGUAAACCUUGGGUUGGUAGAGGUGUUAUGAAGAACGGUAUAAAUGUCCAACCGCAAGCCACUAUCACUCCCGAAGUGUUCUCUAACGAUGUCAACCCAAUCACGUUUUCUUCAAUACCCGUAUACGACCAAACAGACUUCAACCCUCAUACGUUUGAAGAUUUUGGAAUAAACUAUGGUAGGUCUGGUGACAUCUUUCUCUUCAGUGUUUUUGAAGUAUUUUCGGGGCUUAACUGAAGUCUAAAUUUUUGAUCUAGGACAAGACGAUACGUGGGGAAAAGCCAGCAUCUCAGAAUCUCGUGGACGAGGCCGAGGCCAUCCCUACGCGCGUCCAGGAAUCAGUAAUGAUCACAAUUUUGGGUAAAUAAUUAAUUUGACCAUGAGGCUCCGUCAUCAAUAAGUAAUUCAAUAUGACAAUGAAGCCAGAGGUGCAUUUCACGUGUGUUUUCACCUAUGAACUACCACUAAACUCGGUAAAAUUGCUUAAAUUGUCUAAUUGCUUCUCUGUAGUACUGUCUCUAAAUAUGUAUUUACAAAAACUUUUUAAAUUCACUAACUAAAUAAAUACCAUAAUACCUCUGUCAUGAUCCUGACUCCGGAUACUUUGACUUCUCUUACAUUCACUCAAAAUAAACUUUUAAAAUAUUGCAAUGUUAAUAUGUUUGACAGCAAGAUAUAUGCUUCUCGUCUUGUUUCAGUGUCUACAGUGGUAAUAUUGAGCAUCAUUCUAGUCUAACUUGCAAUGGACAAUAUAUGUUCAUCCUUUCGAUGCGAUAUAGUGUUUUGUCAUUUCAGUAGCUUACGUUUUCACUUAAGCUGCAGAAAGUUUUUUAACAUGAACUACACAAAAGUCAUGUAGUUCUAUGCUCAUGCACCUUUGUUUAUUAUGGGCACGGUAAAUCCUUGAUGCAGAUACCGUUGGGUUUACCUGACGUUUUCGGUUGACUGUUCAUCUGGCAUUCUAACCCGAUGACUGCUUAGAGCAUGUGCGUAGUCGCUCGAUGGCUGUUUAACGUCUACGUUCACCUCGAGGUCCCACGUGACUUUGGUUAUGACUCAUCUAACUACACUGCUGCACAUUCUUAAAGCAAGUCUCAUAGUCACAUGUAAACUUUUCGAAGGCUAGUGUCUUUUCUGAACAGUACUACUGAUCCGCAAGUGAACGUGUAAACCCCUGCACCCAGUUCACCAGGUGUAGGAGCACGGAAUUACCAGUCCUCAUUACCCCAACAUAACGGGGUUGUUUCCGUAUGUGACAGAAUGAAAGCAGAUGUCAGUGGACACGGGUGAAGUGAACAAAUUGGUGGGCCUUAGUCCCACAUUAUCCGUUCAUAUGGCCCUUGCGAUCCCAAAUGGUGUGUGCUGCGGCGGGCGUGAUGACCUUCCGCUGCACUGUGGAUCACACCGAAACCAAUCCCCGUAAUGGGACCACUCAGGGUAACUGUCUGCAUCUCUCAAAGCUAUCAGCUAUCAACAAUCUCUAAGCAAGUUAUGAAUUAGCACAAUGAAAAACGCGAUUCACCAGAUCUUCCUAGAAAAUAAAUAUUCAACUUGUCACGCCUGAUUCAUAAUUAUUAUUGUAUCGGAACGAUAGGAUAUAUUCGUAAUUUUCAAAUAACGCCUUCGCUGUUUACUUCUAUUCAACUAGUCAGUUUGCAGUGUGUUGAGUUGCUAAACCUUUUUUCCAAAUUCGAAGUAGCUAUAUUUCAGUGCGACAUUUAAAUCAAAUUUAAGGGAAAGACGCGUACUUACUAUGCUGACUACCAUCAGCGUCCAGACCGAACAGAUCAGAAAAUAGACACGUUCAACUAGGACCCCUGAGAGUCUUUAUAUUAAUGUAUGCCACAUUCUGGGUAGACGAAAUUUCACCGAAAUGCAAGCUGUUACUCUCGGACAAGUUUGUGCUAAUGCUUUGCCUAACAAUGAUAAAUUAUGCGGUUGCUUGCGUUAAACAUUUCAUUUGCUCGGGAAGUCGAAUCAACCUCAGUGAGUGAGUGAUCAACGAAAUUUGGGAACGGAUACAAAAGGCUCGCUUGGCCUUCACCACUUAUAGCAAGAUCAUGAUGUCCGUUUGCCUAUAGAGGGUCUAGCGUGCUACGCUGCAGCUCGCUCUGUUCUACACUAUGGCUGUGAAACAGCCAUAAAAGGUAGAAAUCACGAAAAGGUUAUCUUGGUAGCAUACACGGUGUAUCAUGCUGUCACCACGUCAGCAACGUAGAAGUCAGGCGUGAAGUUCUAGGGAAAAGAGGAAAGUCAGUCGAUGAGGUUGUGGACUUUCAUGCACUCAGGUACCUGGGACAUGUGUUACGCAUACUUAGUCACCAUCCGCCCUGUCACACAUUGUUAGCUGAUGUAGGUUCGGGUUGGAAAAAGGUUUGAGAUCAAGACGAAGACAUGGCAUCAGUUCAUAAAGUCUCUGACUGUUGGCUUAAGCUGUGUGGGGGAAGGUAGACCUUCUGUUGUGAACCACGUGAUGACGGCGAUUUCUAAACUCUAGAUGAUAUGGCUCAGGAUUUAUCUCUGGCACAGAUGUAUCCACUCGUUAUCCUUACUGUGACCAUCUUGCCGGAUUUUAUUACUAUUUCUGUCAUUGCCUCUUCACGACUUUGCCAUUUUCGAUCGCUCUCUCCGCCUUUUAUUUUGUUAUCUUGGUGUGUUGACAUCAAAUGUGACAACACAGAGCGUUAGGCAUUAAUGCCAGGUCACACGUUUAACCUGACUGACCAUUCUUUGCUAGCCUCAGUUUAUCGUUCAGUCGUCGCUGUUUAACUUGCUGCUGGCACUCUGUCACUGAAAACGGAAUUAACUUGUGAGACUGUGGAUGUUUUGAAAGGCUGAAGCACCCUUCUGAAAUCUGACUGCUCAUCAGUGUGAACUGUAUCAUUGACUGUCAUCAGAAAUGUCCUCCUAAACCGAUUUGUGUAAAUGGAUUGGUUGCUCCCACAUUUGCAAUAAAAUAUCAAAGUGAGUUAGACACAGUUUUUUUCCAACAUCGAUAGUUGUAGAUUUGUUUCUCCUGCACCUACAAAACGUCAACAUCCUGCUGCUCCAGUGACAUCGACUUCAGUAUCUGGCGCUUAAUGGUCGGUUAAAACUGACCUGCUUUGCAAAACGGCGGUCUAUGGACGACUUCAAGUGUGAUAGCGCCAUAGGAUAACCAUCUUAAGUAAUCUACCCUUAGCUCUUUUUUGGGAUGAGAGUAUUCAGGGAACUGACUAUGUUUCUUGACAGGGCGUAACAGCUUUAGCGUUGCAUCACGGGAAUGAAUUGUAGAACUAUGGCUCGUUAUUCCAAGCACUCGACCUCCUGCUCAUGGGUUACGUGUUUAGAACUCAGCUCCACCUACCGAGCUAUGGCAGCCCCGUAGUGCCACUAACCCUUACGCAUUGCCUACUGCACUAGUAUGCACAGGUUGACUGAAGGGAUUUCGAUUUUUCACCCAACUAGAUGAAUCCAUUGUUCUCUUCGAGAAAGGAGGAAGGGUACGCGUUGUCUGUUGAGGAGGAGGUUAAAAUGCCCGUAUUUAAGCACGGUGGAUGUCAUCAUCAUUACGGGAGAAAAUAUUGUAACAUUGACUUCGUUGAUUUGGACACGUUAUGUAUGUCAUCAGAGUUACUCCCAAACUCUUAACAGAUCGUUUGCAGUGGAACCGGUUUGAAAAAUCGGAAAGGCUCUUAGCGCAUUACAUAGUGUCGUGGAAUAAAGAACAGUGCUAAUUUCUCAUUUGUUUAUGCCUUGCGACUCUGAAUGGUGUUUGAUUCAUCAUGCGACUUAGUGGCUUGAUACGUCAGAAGAUGAACGGCUCCAAAUCAAAUCAAUUGGCGGCUAACCUGUUUUUCUCGUUUCUUUUAAGUGAGGAGUAAGAUGAAAGUAAUGAGUACUCUGAUUGUAUGUUUGAGAUUGCUUAUAAUAACCCACUUGUUUUUGUCCUCAUUCUUUUUCCUCUUCAUGUAUCGCGCUUUCUGAUAUAUUAUUUUGCAUGGUGCAUCUCUUGGCACCAAUCUUGUACCAAGUUUUUUUCCAAAUAAAAUAAAAAUAAUCAGUUUCUUAGUUAAAGAUGACGGUACUGCAGUUACUGCUUGUUCAUAAUAGUGGUUCAGCGAACAUUUCCUUGGCGAAAGCUGAGCAUUUUAGCUUUUUAACCAUGCUCACUGCUCUUUGGUACAUCGUUUGGAUUAUAAAUCUUUGCUCUGUAGCUUUUAGGUACUUAUUCUCUUGGGCCUUUAUGUUGGAUUGCACUGCUAUGGAAAUAUACACCUGCUUACUUGUUUCUGCAUCAAGGUCCUAAAUCAUGAGUUCCAUCCUUUCCAGGACAUCUGUAUCGUACUGUCUAUCACUAGGUGUAUUUGUGAGCAUAGUCUCGAAAUACAGUCACACUUAUCAAUCUUAUUGAACUUUUUCUUGUAAGCGGUAUAUGCGUUGUGCUAUAAUCGUUUGGGUAAUUAUAGAUUUGCGGGUAAAGGAUUUAGGUUGCUGGACUCGGAGUGCUGGUUUUAAUUGACUGCAUGUUGGUUGGUUCUCAGUCAGAAUAACACUUAACAACAUGAACCGAAUGGAAGCAUUGCACUUUAAAUCAUCUAAAUUGUUUUGAAAUGUUUUGAUUUUGCAGUGUGCUUGUGCACUAAUUCGAGCUUCAUACAUCAAACAGUUUUUGUCAACACACUUUGAGUAUGCUCAUAAUUGGUCAUUCAUACUCCCUACUAGAUACUAUACAAACAAAUGUAAUGUCCAGCAGCACUGUAAUUGACCCUUACGGCAAAGUUGGUAAGAACUUGUUCGAACAUAUUUUCAGAUAUGCUGUGUUGUGAAUUUACUGUUACGCUAAAAGGGUAAAGCAGUAUUCCCAUUAUUUUUCUUGAUUGAAGUUUCUAAACAGUAAGAAUAGUAAUCAGGAAGUAAAAGAAUUAUAGUGAAA